Molecule: messenger RNA, 1593 nt
Organism: Maudiozyma barnettii
Lineage: Eukaryota; Fungi; Ascomycota; Saccharomycetes; Saccharomycetales; Saccharomycetaceae
Gene: HOM3
Product: aspartate kinase
Exons: 1
Coding region: 1-1593 (530 amino acids)
Biological process (GO): amino acid biosynthetic process
Molecular function (GO): aspartate kinase activity
Source: RefSeq, a predicted model, not a curated record
AUGUUGCAAAAGACCGAUUGGGUUAUCCAGAAAUUUGGUGGUACUUCUGUUGGUAAGUUUCCUACUCAGAUUGUCGAUGAAAUUAUCAAAUUCUAUUCUCAAGUAUUAAACAAUAACGUUGCUGUUGUAUGUUCUGCACGUUCAUCAUAUACUAAAGCUGAAGGUACUACUUCAAGAUUAUUAAAAUGUUGUGAUUUGGCUUCACAAGAAUCUGAAUUUCAUGAUGUCAUCGAAGUUAUAUCUCAGGAUCACAUUGAUAAUGCUGAAAGAUUUAUUCAAAACCCUGUUCUACAAACUAAUUUGAUCGAAGAUACAAAAAACGAAUUGGAUCUAAUAGCUAAAUAUUUAGAGGCUUCGAAAGUUUUAGGUGAAGUAUCUACUAGAACCAUCGAUUUAGUAAUGUCUGUCGGUGAGAAACUAAGUUGUUUGUUCAUGACUGCAUUAUGUAAUGACCGUGGUAUUAAAGCUAAAUAUAUUGAUUUAUCUCAUAUUAUUCCAUCUGAUUAUAAUGUCACCAUAUUAGAUAACUCGUUCUAUACAUUUUUGGUUCAAGCUUUGAAGGAUAAACUACAACCAAUUGUCACUAAUAAUAUUACACAUCCUGAUGACAAGAUUGUCCCUGUCAUUACAGGGUUUUUCGGUUUAGUACCGAUGGGUCUAUUGAAUGGUGUUGGUCGUGGUUAUACCGAUUUAUGUGCCGCUUUAGUCGCUGUCGCUAUCAAUGCCGAUGAAUUGCAAGUUUGGAAGGAAGUCGAUGGUAUCUUUACAGCAGAUCCAAGAAAAGUUCCAGACGCCAGAUUGUUAGCCUCGGUUACUCCAGAAGAAGCAUCAGAAUUGACUUAUUAUGGUUCUGAGGUUAUUCAUCCAUUUACAAUGGAACAAGUCAUUCAGGCUCAAAUUCCAAUUAGAAUUAAAAAUGUUCAGAAUCCAAAGGGUGAUGGUACUAUUAUCUACCCAGAUAAUAUUGCAAAGAGAGGUGAAUUGACUCCACCUCAUCCACCUGAAGCUUUGUCUUCCUCUUUCUUUGAAAAGAAGAGAAGAGGUGCCACUGCGAUCACUACAAAGAAUGACAUUGUAGUGUUGAAUAUACAUUCCAAUAAGAAGACAUUAUCACAUGGGUUUUUGGCUCAAAUCUUCACUAUAUUGGAUAAGUUUAAGUUGGUGGUCGAUUUGAUCUCCACAUCUGAAGUCCAUGUCUCAAUGGCUUUGCCAAUCCCAGAUAACGAUUCCCUGAAGGACCUAAGAAAAGCGGUAGAACAACUGAAGGCAUUAGGUACCGUUGAUAUUAUAAAAAAGAUGGCUAUUGUCUCAUUGGUUGGUAAACAAAUGAAACAAUUUAUUGGUAUCGCUGGUACUAUGUUCACUACAUUGGCUGAACAAGGUAUCAAUAUUGAGAUGAUUUCUCAAGGUGCUAACGAGAUAAAUAUUUCUUGUGUCAUUGAUGAAGAAGAUUCCAUUAAGGCCUUACAAUCUAUCCAUGCUAAGUUAUUGGACGAAAGGAAACAAAUUGAAUUGGAACACUCUCAGAGUACAGCAUCUUUCGAACACGCCGUUGAUGAAAGACUAGAACAAAUUAAGAGAUUGAAUUUAUAG